AGGAAAAGCAACCAUACCUCUGCUUGUCCUGGGCCGCUUCUCAUGGGCAGUGGCAGCAGCAUCCAGCGUGGAGCAAAGUACAAACAGGGAACAUCGGAAAACGCCCUGGCCGAAGAACUUCAUGCACAAGGUCAGGUGGUCCGGUCAGGGCCGACCAGUUAUCGCCACAGGAGGAUGCCGAAAUCUGGGGCAGGCAGCAUGGGUGUGGUGUGUUCACAGGAAGCCAAUCCUCUUCGUGAGGAGAUGUCGCCAACGGCUAUGCCCCAACACUGGCGGAAGAAAUGGGAGAGGCCGGCGGCCACGUUCCUUGUGAACCACGUGCUUCGGCGGCUUCCGCCACUGAGUGCGCCUGGCCGGAGCCUUCCACGAGUGCCUCCAGAGCGGCUGGCUGGCAGAUCUGCGGUGGCCCGCAUGGCAGUCGACUACUGGCGGAAUGAGGCCGUGCGAGAUGCGCCUUGCAGCACUGCCUCUUCUCUGAUUGCUUCGACGCACAGUUGUCGAAAAGGGGAAGCGCUGGCUUUCGUUUUGCAGCUUCUCAGGUAGUGUUUUUUUGGGGGGCAGGGCUUCUGUCGCCCCUCGUGGCCUCGAAUCAUUUGCGAUCUGCUUUCGGGCAACGGCCAUGGUGUCACAAUGCUCAUCAGAAAGUCAAGAAAGCGAGUGCAAGCAGUCUGUGUGUCUGUGUGUGUGUCACGUGGACAUACGCCUGCAAGAAGUGCGCAAUAGGGUCACUUGCUUAUUCUAGCUGCAGCCGUGACGUCUCUCGCAGGCAAGGCAAUUCACUCUUUGUAUUGAAACCCAGAACACACCAAGGCUUCAACAGCUACGGUAUAAGGUGCAGCAGGUGCACAGGUCAGUUGGUUGUGCUAGUCGGCGAGAGUUUCGGGCGAGCGUCCUUGCCUCCGUCUGUAAGUGCUAGUGCUGCUUGACUGCUGGUACAACUACAAGCUGUUGUCCUAAGCAAUCCGGUGUUUGACAACUGACACUUGUGAGCUGUCCAGAGCAGCUUCCAAUGUGUGCAGAUUGCCACACGGAUGUCUGUCUCCGAGGCCCACGACCAGCCCAGGCCUCCGUUUGGUCGCGCGGUUCCACUCUUUGGCCAUGUCUAGAUGGGACGC
Durusdinium trenchii is the source of this 1115-nucleotide messenger RNA. The record is from the annotation of a GenBank genome assembly. Lineage: Eukaryota; Dinophyceae; Suessiales; Symbiodiniaceae.